Cyprinodon tularosa is the source of this 1346-nucleotide messenger RNA. It is a transcript of the gene trim63b, whose product is annotated as tripartite motif containing 63b. Gene Ontology annotation, molecular function: zinc ion binding. The transcript has a single exon. Lineage: Eukaryota; Metazoa; Chordata; Actinopteri; Cyprinodontiformes; Cyprinodontidae. The record is from RefSeq and is a predicted model, not a curated record. The coding region runs from base 16 to 1224 and encodes 402 amino acids.
UUACAGGUCGGUCACAUGCGGCCUGUUUGUCCCGGCCCACGGGGACAUGUGACGCAGUGGGAGUGGGGGCUUUCUGUGGAAAGGUCCUGCAGGCGGAUCGGGUGUCACCAGCUGAGAGGCGUCUAUAAAGGAGCGGGCGGACCGGGCCGGGCCCAGAAUAGAACGCAGAGGACGGCUCUCAUCACAGCCACAGACAUCAUGGACCUACAGCGGACGAGCUCGGUGCUGCGGCCCCCCAGCCCCAUGGACAGCCUGGAGAAGCAGCUCAGCUGCCCCAUCUGCCUGGACAUGUUCACCAAGCCUGUGGUCAUCCUGCCCUGCCAGCACAACCUGUGCCGCAGCUGCGCCAGCGACCUCUACGACUCCCGCAACCCCUACCGCUUCUCCGGCGGCGUCUUCCGCUGCCCCACCUGCCGCUUCGAGGUGGUGCUGGACCGGCACGGCGUGCACGGCCUGCAGCGCAACCUGCUGGUGGAGAACAUCAUCGACAUCUACAAGCAGCAGCAGGAGGGGAAGGGCGAGAGCACGGACGGCCUGAAGCCCAAGGAGUCCAAGGAGCCCAUGUGCCAGGAGCACGAAGACGAGCGCAUCAACAUCUACUGCCUGAGCUGCCAGCUGCCCACCUGCUCCAUGUGCAAGGUGUUCGGCCAGCACAAGGACUGCGACGUGGCGCCGCUCGCCGCCAUCUACGACGCCCAGAAGGGCGAGCUGAGCAACGCCAUCGACGCGCUGGUGUCCAGCAACGGGCGGCUGCAGGCGCUGCUGCACCAGAUGGAGGACGCCCGCCGCGCCGUGCAGGAGAACGCCCAGCGGGCCAAGCAGGGCCUGGCCGAGCGCUUCGACCUGCUGUACGCCGUCCUGGAGGAGCGCAAGGCCGUUCUGCUGGAGCAGGUCGGGAAGGAGCAGGACGAGAAGGUGGCGGCGCUGCGGGCGCUGGCCCAGCGCUACGGCGAGCGGCUGCAGUCCAGCUCCGAGCUGACGGACACGGCCGUGAGGGCGCUGGAGCAGAGCGGCGCCGCCGAGUUCCUGCUGGCCUCCAAGGGCCUCAUCACCCAGACGAAGGACGCCGCCAAGGCCUCGCUGGGCGAAGAGCGGCCCGAGCCGGGCUUCGAGAAGAUGGACCACUUCGCUCUGUCCACGGAACACGUGGAGGCGGUGCUGUCUAAGAUGGACUUUGGAGCGGCGGACGACGAGGAGUUUGAAGACGCGGAGGAGGAGGAAUGAGGGGUCAGGGGUGAAAGGUCGCGCUGACGUCAGCAGAACUUUUUUUAUACUUUUCUAUUCUGGUUCAGAUCAGAUGUUUGUUCGUUUGCUUCUGUCUUUGCUCUAAUAAAGAUGUGUCUCUG